AUGACUGCUACUGCAGGAGAUGCUACCAAGAUGGACAUGCAACUAAACUGGAAAGCUCUAUGGCAGGCUACUUUGUCAGGAGGAGAUUUCUUACUUUGGAGUUCUGAGUGGCAUGAAGCCAGUAAGAAAAAUGUCACUUUGAAUGCUCAGUCGGGGAACCCAGAUUGGGAUCUUGACAUGCUUUUGGGAGAAGGUCAAUAUGAAGGCAAUGUUAAUCAGAUUGGGUUUCCUGCUAGAGUGUAUGCUCAGGUUGCAAUGGCAGCCCGCUGUGGUUGGACUCAGUUACCAAUGAAAGGCGAUUUCAGUGGAAGUUUAGCCAGCAUCAGACAAGCCCCAGUUCUUCUCAGGAACCUCUUCAUCUUGCAAGCGGUACGGCUGGUGCUAACGUACAACUUUUCUAACUGUGACUUCGAGGAGCUUUCGGAAACAUAUCGUGCAACAAUUUUUCCUAUCCUGCGUGAAGAUUUGAAUGGGACUCUGUUCGACCAAAUGGAAGACUGUGAGAGCAAGCCAGCUUGUCUCCUGAAAAUCGAGUACUAUACUCUCAAUCCUAUCCCUGGCUGCCCAUCACUCCCCGAGAAAGAAUUCGCCUUGAGAACGAGAGCAGCCUUCAUUAAGCACUGCCCAGGCUUCUCUGAAACUGAGAGAAAAGGCACUCAGGAAAUGGCACAAGAAGUGAAAAACAUCUGCCUGAAUCAAACCUCACAAAUUCGAGGAUUGUGGUAUUCCUUCUUUCAAUCUCCAUGACAAAAUUAGCUUUCAGUUUAUACUAUGAAAAGGUUUAUCUUGUUUUUAGUAGAUGUAAUACUAAGGGUGUGACACUUAAAAGAACACUGAUGUUUAUUCUUUAAUUACAGAAGGAAUUCUUAACUUAUUAUUAUUAUUUUUUUUUUUGGCAUAUCACUGUUGUUUAGUGUAGGUGCUUUAAACGGGAAAUGGGCAUUACUCCUUUAAUGGAAACAUCUGUACUGUUAAUGGAAACAUCUGUACUGUUAAUGGCCAGCUUCUGAGUACUCUUUCUCACCUCUCCGGCAGACAUCUUACUCUAGGGCAAGCCUAACCAUUGUAGAAAGAGAAUUGAAAGUAGAAAAAAGUUAAAACCAAUGUCAGUAUCUAAAGCCUUUUUAAAAGGCAAGAAUUUUUCUACCUGUAAUGAUUCUUCUAACAUUCCUAUGCUAAGAUUUUACUAAAGAAGAAGAUGAUGGCGAAGGAAAGUGUCCAGGCAGUCACUGACACGAUGAAGCAGUGUAAAAGAGGCUUGCAGAAUCUGAGAGAAACUGCUGUGAUUGUAUUGUACAUCCAGCUGUAAAAGUGAUCAGACCCACUUGGGAUGCAGGAGCAGAUCGGAAAGGGCCUUGUACAGCCAUGAGAUGUAUAUUUAAAGUUGUAGAUAAUGAGUCUCUAAUUUAUUUUGUGAGCACUUUUGAAACUAUACAUGCUGCUUUGUAACAAAUACAUUUCUGAAUAAAGUAAUUCUCAAGUUC
Messenger RNA from Mastomys coucha (southern multimammate mouse), 1484 nucleotides. RefSeq names its product thymic stromal lymphopoietin (gene Tslp). Gene Ontology annotation, molecular function: cytokine activity. Gene Ontology annotation, biological process: viral process. Lineage: Eukaryota; Metazoa; Chordata; Mammalia; Rodentia; Muridae. The transcript has 6 exons. The record is from RefSeq and is a predicted model, not a curated record. Bases 1 to 747 code for a protein of 248 amino acids.